AUGUCAGAAACAAAUGAAGAAACAAUACAACAAAUCUUACCAUUAGAAAUUAUAGAUAGAUCAGUUGGUAAAAAAGUAAAAGUAUUAAUGACUAGUAAUAAAGAGUUUUACGGCAAAUUAAUAGGAUUUGAUGAUUAUGUUAAUAUGGUUUUAGAAGAUGUUACUGAAUCAGAUAAUGAUGAAGUUGUUAAAAAGAUGUUAUUAAAUGGUGGACAUAUAGCUAUGAUAAUACCUGAUAUUAAUGUAUAG
Molecule: messenger RNA, 249 nt
Organism: Insectozyma verbasci
Lineage: Eukaryota; Fungi; Ascomycota; Pichiomycetes; Serinales; Debaryomycetaceae
Source: the annotation of a GenBank genome assembly